Molecule: messenger RNA, 2505 nt
Organism: Malassezia japonica
Lineage: Eukaryota; Fungi; Basidiomycota; Malasseziomycetes; Malasseziales; Malasseziaceae
Exons: 4
Coding region: 1-2505 (834 amino acids)
Biological process (GO): protein phosphorylation
Molecular function (GO): protein kinase activity; ATP binding
Source: RefSeq, a predicted model, not a curated record
AUGCGCGAGGGAAGCGGAGCGGCGGAGCGGCGGCCGUCGGCGGCCGCCUUGUCUCACGUCCUGGAAGGGUACGAAGCGCUCGAUGUGAUCGGAAGCGGCACGUUCGGCUUGAUCCGCAAGGUCAAGCGCAAGUCGGACGGCGUCCUGUUUGCGCGCAAGGAGCUCAAUUUUGAGCGCAUGAACGAGCGCGACCGCAAGCACAUUGUCUCCGAGGUAAACAUUCUGCGCACACUGCAGCACGAGAAUGUGGUGCGAUACGAGGAGCGCUACGUCGAUACAGAGAACGGCAUCCUCUACAUUGUCAUGGAGCUUUGCGAAGGCGGCGACCUCGGCGCUAUUAUCAAGCGGUGCCGCCGCACACGCACACACCUUCCCGAGGACACGGUCUGGGCGUACUUUGCGCAGAUGACGGCCGCGCUCGAAGCGUGUCACUACCGCGCACCGGCCAACACAGCGGUCGGCACGACGCGCGUGUCGGCCCAUGCCAUCCUGCAUCGCGACCUGAAGCCGGAAAACGUCUUUUUGGACGUCGAUCAGAACGUCAAGCUCGGCGACUUUGGGCUCAGCAAGCAAAUCGCUGCCCAGACCUUUGCGAAUACGUAUGUCGGCACGCCGUACUACAUGAGCCCCGAGCUGGCGUCUGGCCAGCAGUACGACAUCAAGUCGGAUAUCUGGGCGCUUGGCUGUAUCGUAUACGAGCUGUGCGCGCUCUCUCCACCGUUUGAUGCGAACAACCAGGCGGAGCUCACACGCAAGAUCAAGCAGGGCAUGGUCCCGUCGCUUCCCCGGCAGUACUCGCGCGACUUGCAGGACACGGUGAAUGCCAUGCUGCACCUCGACCACCGCCGCCGCCCGACCACGCGACAGCUCCUGCAGGUGCGGCACAUCAAGUGGGCGUGCCGCACGCACGAGCUCGCCGCGCUCCACCGCAAGGUGCAGCUCGACAAGGAGCAGGUCGUGGCACAGACGCGCGCGCUCGAGGCCAAGGAAGACGAGCUCGCAGCGCGCGAGAAAGCCGUCGCCGAGUCCGAGGCGGCGCAUAGCCAGGGCGACGUGCUGGGCGAGCGUGCCAAGCUGCUCGACGAGCGCCAGCUCGCCCUCGAGCAGCAGCACGUCGAGCUCGCGCAGCGCGAAGAGGCGUGCAAGGCCUUUCACGCAGAGCUCGUGCAGCAGUACGAGACGUGGUACAACGGCGAGCGUGUCCAGAUGCACAGCGCGCUCGCCGAAAAAGACGCGCUCCUCGCGCAGCUCCAGGAGCAGCUCGCGGAGAAGGAACACGAGCAGCAGCGGCGCACGAGCGACUCGGUUGCGAUGCCGGGCCGCCUGCCGACGCGGCACGCGCCGCGCAUGCAGCGCCGCGUCUCGCGGGGCCGCGAAACGGACGAGGACCUGCGCACACGGAUUGCAGGCGUGUCGUUCAGCACGCCCCGCAAGCAGGCCGCGGAUCUCGUGGUGUCGGACGAGUGGGAGGACCAAGAGGCGGAGGAACCCGUGCCGAUGCUGCCUGCGCUGGCACGCCUCAAGCGCCUCGAGCCCAAGGCCGACAUUUCCGACUGCUCGAUGAAAGACGCGUCGACCAUCUGGCGCAUCCCGGGCGCCGCAGAAGAGGCGUCCAACUCGCCCAUUCCCCAGAAGCUCCUCGCGGCGCUCCACUCACCCGCGCCGCACAAGCUCGCGGCCGAGCCCGCGAAGCCGAAGCGCGUCUCGCUCCCGGAAGAGAGCGCAGAGGCGGAGGAUGCCGCGGAGUCGCUGCCUGCGUCGCGCACUGUGCCGGACCUGCCGUGCUUGGCGCAGGACCCGCAGUGGCACCUGUGCAGCGAGGAGGAGAAGCCGUCGCCGUUCUUGAAACGCGUCUCGCGCGUGCCGCUCGACGUGCUGUCCAAGCCGGCGUACGACGACGACGCGCCGGAUGCGCAACUCGUGCCGGGGCCCGCCAAGCUCGCAGCCGCGGCCCCAUUUGCACACGACCAAGAGAACCAGCCGGUGAUGCGCGCGCGCAAGUCGUUUGCCGAGCAGCGCAAGCGGCGCUCGUCGCUCCUUCGGCCGCCCGACGCGCGCGAGCCCCGGGUGCGCGAGGCGAGCCGUGUGCCGGUCCCGCGGCCCCAUAUCCCCCCGGCGAGCCCCAUGGGACGUGUCGGUGCGCACGGGCGCCCCCAGACCUCGGCAAACCUCUCGCCCCGCGCGCCGCGCGCGCGCCUCGCCAAGGCCACUUGUGCGGUGCUGCGUACCGACUUCCCCUUUCAGAGCCCCGGCCCGCCACCGCUGCCGAAGGAGGACCAGCUCGAGUUUGAGCGUCUUUUGCGCGAGAACGAAAAUAAGACGCCGUUUGUGGCCGAGGACGAAGAAGGAAACGCCGCAAACCUGCACCCCGACGCGAUCAGGGGCCCCGGCGCCGAGUUCGAGGGCGACACGAACCCGCAGACAGGCGAGGUCGGCGGCCCCAAGUCAGAUCCGCUCAAGUGGAAAUCCGAGUGGGCGUACGGCGGGCGCGCCGUAGACUUUUAG